Molecule: messenger RNA, 2264 nt
Organism: Mizuhopecten yessoensis (Yesso scallop)
Lineage: Eukaryota; Metazoa; Mollusca; Bivalvia; Pectinida; Pectinidae
Product: ragulator complex protein LAMTOR3-B-like
Exons: 6
Coding region: 24-398 (124 amino acids)
Biological process (GO): cellular response to amino acid stimulus; positive regulation of TOR signaling
Cellular component (GO): Ragulator complex
Source: RefSeq, a predicted model, not a curated record
ACCAGAAAAAGUCGUUUCCAAGAAUGGCGGAAGAAAUAAAAGCAUACCUGUCCAAAUUGAUGAAGACAGUUACAGGCCUUUAUGCUAUAUUAGUAACAGACAGAGAUGGUGUUCCUGUUGUCAAAGUGUCAUCAGAGCAGGCCCCAGAAUUGGCAUUGAGGCAAGACUUCCUGUGUACCUUCAGCGGGGGAACAGAGCAGGCCAACAAGAUGGGCUUUAAGAAAAAUGAUUCAGUUGUCUGCAUGUAUCAAAACUAUCAGGUGGUACAGGUAAAUUGCCGUCCUUUGACAGUGACCUAUAUUGCGGAGAGUGACACAAAUACAGGUUUGCUGUUAAGUUUAAAAGACGAUAUGAAAGACAUUUUAAAUGACAUUUCAUCCGUUGUGAUUACAUCGUAAGAGGAAAUGUCACAGUCCAGUACUUGAUGUGUUAUAGACAUAUUAUAAACUAGAAGGUGUAAAACAGCAAAUGAGAAACGUGGUAUGCCUAUUAUGCUGAAGACGAAACCUGGACUUGCAUAUGUAGGUGAACUAUUUGCUUUGCGAGCAAAAGAAGAAAUGAAAGAAAAGCGUGUUCGUAGUCAAAGUGUGGUAUAGAUCCAUCGAUUGAGUGAAUGUUUCACCUCUGUGUUAUGCAGUAGAAUAUGUUACAGAUUUAUAAAGGGAAUAAUAUUAUGGAAGUGCUACCCUAUAUUUAAAGAUAUUUUUUUCUCAGUGAUGUUUUGGGACAUUUCUAUCACAAGAGAAUAAGAACAAUAUAUAAGUCUGGCUGGUUCUGCUUUUGGUUUACACCAUCAUUGUGUACUUUUAACUUUUAAUAGAGAAUUGUGAUAUGCAUAUAAUUUGACUUGAACUUAAAAAAAUGUGCUAAAUUAAUAAAUAUUAAGUUCCACAACUGACGUUUAAAUUAUAUUCUUCUUAAGCAUAUUUAUUUCACUGCAUAAAUUUGGAAGCAGUCUGGAAACAAUGUGAUAUUGGAUGUUAACAUUGUAAGCCAUGGAAACUAGUAAGGUUUUGUUAAUGUAAUUAAUAAGGCUGCAGAUGAUGUCCUGUGCAUAAAUGUGUAAAUAAUGGAUCAAGUGAAUGUGUUUGUUUGUGUAAUGGAAGGGGACAUAUCGGAAAGCCCCAAUCCCUGUUUAUAUCCUUUUGUUUAAUAUAUAAUAAUACAUCAUAUUUUUAAAAUAAUUACUUCCCUUCCCUUAUGAGCCAUCUGUUGUAGAGUAAAUUUAUUGUUACUUGUCUGUUUCAAGAUAACAAAAUCAUUCAGGAUGCUGUGUGUGGGGGAUGGAGGUUAUUAUUUGAUGUCUGGAACAAAAAUUUUUUUUUUUUUGACAAGAACAAACAUGUUGGCAAAGCAUGUGCUUUAAUCAGCAAUCCUAACAAAAAAGUGGUUAUUUUUCUUUGACACUUUUGUUAUGAGCUGUCUGUAGCAGAGUAUUUGUCAUCUACACAAGAUAAAAAUGAGAAACCUCACUCCAGUAAGAAUCACCUUCAUGUAAGAUUAACUCAUUCACCCCUGAAGACACAUUUGAGCUCUUCCAAUUCAAAGGUUGGAAUAGUUCAUUACGAAAUUUCAGGGGUGAAUGAGUUAAACUUAAUGCCCUGCUAGUCACCUCAUAUGAUACCUUGACGCAUACAAUUCGCGUUGGUAAAGUUGUUGACUGAUGUUUCUAUGGUACCUGGUGUGUAAUUUACUGGUCACGAAGGAUAUGAAGCUGGUACUAGGGUACUAGUGUGGAAGGCAUGCACUUAGUGUGAAAGAUAUGAAACUGGUAAGAAAGGUAAUACAGGUACUUUGUGCAAAAUAUAUACCUGCUGAAGCAGAAGAUUUAUAUAAAAAUGUGCUUGGAGAAAAGAUACAUACAUGAUACAAAAACAGAUGUUUCUAUAACAAAAGCUAUGUAUUUAGUAAAGAAAAAAAUGUGUGUAUUACAUGGUGCAAAAGAGAUUUAUGUAUUUGGUGCAAAAGAUCUACAGUAUUUAAAAUUUACCCUGUACAAAAAGACAGGACCUACAUGUAGUACCUGGUACAAAAGAACAUACCUGGUACAUGUGGAAAAGCUUUGUACACCAUGCAUAUGUCAGUUUAUUUAUUCAAAGGGAAUAUCUGGGUUUGAAUCAUUGCCUUUUAAUCUCCUAUUACUAAUGCUCUUACGCAAGUGCAUUCUGUUUUUUUGCGAUUUAUUCGGUACUUGCCAAAAUAAAUGAUACACAGUGCUAUAUAAUACAUAAUAAAAUAACAGAAAAAUAAAAACAGAAAAACAG